AUGACAAAGGCGUUGUCAGCUGCAAAUGGGAGAAGCUCACAGGCAGCGAGUCUCUGCUCUGCGUCCUCGGUGCCCGAGUAAAGGAGAUCUCGGUAAGGGAUUGUAAGGUGCAAGCUGCAGCUCUCAAUGUGAUGAUGCGGAACGGGUGCAUUGCUUUAUUGCAGAGACAAUACAACCAGUGAAAGGUGUCAGGCUGAGGGAGACCGCAUUCUGAGCAAAGCCACAAAACAGGAGAAAAUGUCCAAGGCGAAGGUUUCUGAGUCGGUGAAGGUGGUUGUUAGGUGCCGCCCAAUGAAUGGGAAGGAAGAGGCGGCUGGAUGUGAGCAGAUUGUGGAGAUGGAUGUGAACCUGGGACAGGUGUCUAUCCGAAACCCCAAAGGCAGUCCCACGGAGCUGCCCAAGAGCUUCAGGUUUGAUGCGGUCUAUGAGAGCAGCUGCCGGCAGAGUGAGCUCUAUGAUGAGACAGUCCGCCCUCUGGUAGACUCAGUGCUGCAGGGUUUCAAUGGCACCGUGUUCGCUUAUGGACAGACAGGCACCGGCAAAACCUACACUAUGCAGGGAGUGUGGGCCGAGCCGGAGAAAAGAGGCAUCAUUCCCAACUCAUUCGAACACAUCUUCACCCAUAUCUCGCGGUCCCAGGACCAGCAGUACCUGGUGAGGGCUUCCUACCUAGAGAUCUACCAGGAGGAGAUCCGGGAUCUCCUCAACAAAGAUGAGAACAAAAAGCUGGAGCUGAAAGAAAAACCAGAAACUGGGGUUUACAUUAAAGACCUAUCAUCAUUCGUAACUAAAAAUGUCAAGGAAAUAGAACAUGUAAUGAAUGUUGGAAACCAGACUAGAUCAGUGGCAUCUACCAAUAUGAAUGAGUACAGCUCAAGAUCUCAUGCCAUUUUUGUUGUUACUGUGGAGUGCAGCGAACUUGGACUGGACGGUGAAAAUCACAUCAGAGUGGGCAAGUUGAAUCUGGUUGAUCUUGCUGGUAGUGAGCGGCAGAGCAAAACUGGAGUCCAGGGAGAGCGUUUGAAAGAAGCUACUAAAAUCAAUCUUUCUCUUUCUGCUUUGGGUAAUGUAAUAUCAGCACUGGUGGAUGGCAAGAGUACUCACAUUCCUUACAGAGACUCAAAACUAACCCGCCUAUUGGAAGACUCCUUAGGUGGUAAUGCAAAGACAAUUAUGGUGGCCACUAUCGGCCCCGCAUCCUGCAACUAUGAAGAGAGCUUAAUAACAUUGAGAUAUGCCAACAGAACCAAGAAUAUUAAAAACAAGCCAAGGAUUAAUGAAGACCCCAAAGAUGCUUUGUUGAGAGAAUUUCAAGAAGAGAUUGCACGAUUGAAGGCCCAAUUGGAGAGAAGAGGAAUGUUGAGCAAAAAAAGAAGAAAAAGCCAAAGGAAAAUCAUUCUGGAGGGUGAAGAGAUAACAGAUGAAGGAGAGGAGACUGAAGAUAACAUUGAGAAAGACAUGGAAAAUUAUCUCAAAGAACAAAAAGAGACCUUGGAAAAAGAAAAGGUAGCAAUCCAAGAUGAUCAUAAUUUGGUGGCAGAAGAGAAACAGAAAUUGUUAGAAGAGAAAGAAAAAAUGAUGGAAGAUCUGAAGAAGGAGCAAGAAGCCACAGAACAGCUAGCAGCCAAAUUUAAGGCGAUGGAAAGCAAGCUGCUCAUUGGAGGCAAGAACAUCAUGGACCAUACGAAUGAACAGCAAAAAAUGCUGGAGCAGAAGAGACAAGAAAUUGCAGAGCAGAAACGGAGAGAGAGAGAAAUACAACAGCAGAUGUUGCUGCGAGAUGAGGAGACAAUGGAACUAAAAGACACCUACACCUCGCUCCAACAAGAAGUUGAAAUUAAAACCAAGAAGCUGAAAAAGCUCUUUGCAAAACUUCAGGCUGUGAAGACUGAGAUUCAGGAUCUACAUGAUGAACAUGUGAGGGAGCGACAGGAUCUGGAACACACACAGAACGAACUGACACGAGAACUUAAACUCAAGUACCUGAUUAUUGAGAAUUUUAUUCCACCUGAAGAGAAAAACAAGAUAAUGAAUCGGCUGUGUUUUGACUGUGAUGAGGAUCAGUGGAAAUUCCUACCCCUAGUGCCUGCUGAAAGUCACCAAAUGAAGAAAAGGUCUACAUCUGCUGUUGGUUACAAGCGACCAAUCAGUCAGUAUGCUAGAGUUGCUAUGGCAAUGGGUAUUCAUCCCAGAUACCGGCAAAAAAGUCAGCUGUUACGUGAAAUGGCAAAAUGCCAGUUUUCUUCCCCCAAACUGGCCACCCAGUUACUGACUAUUUUAAUUUUGAUGACUUGUCACACAAUUGAUGGAACUUAA
This is a messenger RNA of Chiloscyllium plagiosum (whitespotted bambooshark), 2316 nucleotides long. The record is from RefSeq and is a predicted model, not a curated record. Lineage: Eukaryota; Metazoa; Chordata; Chondrichthyes; Orectolobiformes; Hemiscylliidae.